Messenger RNA from Centruroides sculpturatus (bark scorpion), 1679 nucleotides. RefSeq names its product coiled-coil domain-containing protein 38-like. The record is from RefSeq and is a predicted model, not a curated record. Bases 38 to 1609 code for a protein of 523 amino acids. The transcript has a single exon. Lineage: Eukaryota; Metazoa; Arthropoda; Arachnida; Scorpiones; Buthidae.
UUGAAAGUUUGGAAAACUGUAAGAAGACUUUUUUAAAAUGGAGAAGGUUAAAUUUGCGGAUGAAAUUGAAACCGAUAAAGAUAACGGAGAGAAAAGCAAUAGUGAUGCAUCUAAUGUAUCUUGUGAGAAAUCCAUUGAUUCAUUAUCAGUAGAUCCAUCGAUUUCAGAAGAUAAAACUUAUUCUCUAAUGAACGAUUACUCUCCCAAUGAACAUGUUAAGGCACCUGUAGAUAAAAUGGAACUGUGGAAAGAGAAUUAUCAGAAUAUGAUGAACACAAACUACCAUUACCAGAUUGGUACAAUUGCUCAUUUCAUGAGAAUGAGAACGACUUCCAUAAGAAAAUUUCGAGAAGAAGCCAUUGGAGACAAAGAGCUUUAUGUAAGCAGAUCUAAAAAAUAUGGAAAUUUACCUAAAUCAGUAAUAUACGAAAUUACUCGAGAACCGAUAAAACAUGAAUCUGGACAAGAAUAUUUGGAAAAAAUGAAGAAAUUAAAUUUAUGCGAAUUUAUUUUGCUACAGAAAUCAGAAGAAAUCAAAAGACUAAAUCAAUUAAAAUUGGAAAGAGAAGAGAAAAUGUCAAAACAAGAAGAAAAUCUAGAAAAUAAAGCUACCGAAUUUAUCGACACGAUUAAGAAAAGCGAUACCGCUUGUUCAGAUGCCAUUAAAGCAGCUAACGAAUGUUCCGAACAGAGUCUGAAAUUAAAUGAAGAAAUUAAGAUACUAACUGCUCAAAAAAUCUCCUUACAAAAUUCUGUAUCUAAACAGGAAACCAUAUUGAAGAAACUGAGAAUUUUUCGCAAUUUAUUAGACUCCUUAGCACCAAGUAAUCAUUGGAAACAAAAGGAAAUGUCUAAAAAAUUGAAAGACAUCGACCCAAACAAAUCGAUUUUCACAGAUCAAGACGACGAGGACAAUUUUCAAAUUCACUUUGAAGAUCCCGCAGAAGUGACAUUAAGAUUGCAAGAAUAUAAAAACAAAUGCCUUUCUUUCAUUCAAUACAAUUUGGACUCCCGUGAAAUAUUAGAAGAAACAAAAAUUUCUUUCUUUACCUACCAAGAAAAAUUAUCCAGAGAGAUAGAAACAUUAAAAAAAGAAAUUCAUUUAUUACAGAAAAGUGAAGAAGAGCAGACCCAAAAAUCUGAGAAAUUUCAACAGUUAAUAAAUAAAUAUGCUUUCGAAAAAGAGGAUGACGAGUCAAAACUUCUGCAAACGAAGAUUGCUGAAGUGUAUAGAUGCUGCAGCGAAGAAUUUAGCGAAGGAAAUGUAAAUUCACAAAUUAUGCUGACCAGUAUAGAAGCUUAUUUAGAGCAACUAAUACACAAUUUGACAUUAUUACCUGCCAAACGUCUGAAUAAAAUCUAUCGAAUGAAACAAAAACAGAGGAGGAGAUUAGAACGAGAAAAGGAGAACGAAGAAAAAAGGAAGCAACAAGAGGAAAGAAUUAACAAAGCUUUGGAAAGGGCAGAAUUAGCUAAAGAAAGGAAAUUCAUUCGCAAACCAAUGUAUCGUUCCGAACCACUCACACUAGUAAGAAAAACCAAAGCCAAAGUUAAAGCAGAAACAGCACGACGACAAGAGGAGGAAGAAUAUAAAUAUUUUUUUACGUAAUACGAAAUUAUUUUGCAUAUAAACAAAAUUUCAUAUAUUUUAUUAUGUAACACGUUACUAGAAUAAUAAA